GCGCCGGAUCCUGAAGCGACCGUUACCCUCUAACAGGCGACCGUUUACCCUGCCCUUCUUCUUCCCAGUUCCCCCCGUAUUCCCUGGCGGUUUUCCUCACACUAGCGCUAUCCUUCAACGCCGCUGCACUUUUUUUCUUCCUCACAGGUGCAUUUGGUCUCCUCUUGACGCACUUUUCUCACUUAUUGGGAAUUAACGGACAUCUGAGGAUCGUGUGGAUGCGCGUGUUCGGAGGGACGCGGAGAUGGAUUUGCUGAUAAUAUGUCUUUCUGUUGGGAUAUUGCAGUGCAGUUCGGUGGGCGCGGACUCCAUCAUUCACAUCGGUGCCAUUUUUGAGGAGAAUGCAGCGCGGGAUGAUGAGGUGUUUCAGUUGGCUAUCUCUGACCUCAGCCUCAAUGAUGACAUUUUGCAGAGUGAGAAAAUAACCCAUUCCAUAAAAUAUAUUGAACCCAACAACCCCUUUCAGGCAGUCCAGGAAGCAUGUGAACUGAUGACGCAGGGGAUCCUGGCGCUGGUCACGUCUACAGGUUGUGCAUCUGCUAGCGCACUGCAGUCCCUGACAGAUGCCAUGCACAUACCACACUUGUACGUCCAACGGAACACUGAGGGAUCGCCCCGUACCGCCUGCCAGCUCAAUCCAAGCCCUGACGGAGAGCGAUACACCCUCGCUGCACGACCGCCCGUCCGUCUCAGUGAUGUCAUGUUGACGCUGAUCGGUGAGCUACGCUGGCAGAAAUUCAUCGUCUUCUAUGACAGCGACUAUGAUAUCCGUGGAUUGCAGGUGUUUCUGGACCAGACCUCUCGGCAGGGUUUGGACGUGUCUCUGCAGCGUGUGGACAGAAACAUCAGCGGGGUGUUCUCUAGUCUGUUCACCUCCAUGCGCACAGAGGAGCUCAACCGCUACAGAGACACCCUCAGAAGAGCUAUACUGCUGCUCAGCCCACGGGGAGCCCAGGUCUUCAUUCACCAGGCUGUGGAGACUAACCUGGCAUCCAAAGACAGUCACUGGGUGUUUGUGAAUGAGGAGAUCAGUGACAGUGAGAUUAUGGAGCUGGCUCACAGUUCUCUGGGCAGGAUGACGGUGGUCAGGCAGAUCUUCCCACUGUGGAGAGACAGCAGUGUAAGCUGUAUGAGAAACAACCACCGCAUCUCAUCGCUGCUCUGCGACCCUCAGGAGGGAUACCUGCAGUCACUAGAGGUGUCCAAUCUCUACCUGUAUGACAGCGUGCUCAUGCUGGCCAAUGCCUUCUACAGAAAACUAGAAGACAGGAAGUGGCACAGCAUGGCCAGUCUCAACUGCAUCAGAAAGUCAACAAAGCCCUGGAAUGGAGGCUGGUCCAUGCUGGAGACCAUCCAAAAGGGCCGUAUAACCGGUCUCACAGGAAUUAUGGACUUUAUGGACAAUGGAUCAAAUUCCCAUGUUCAGUUUGAGAUUUUGGGAACCAGCUUUAGUGAGACAUUUGGAAAAGACAUCAAACGCUUGGCCACGUGGGAUUCUGUUCAUGGGCUCAAUGGCAGUCUAAAGGAGAGUCGUAUUGAGAACGGCAUGCAGGGAGUUUCUGUCAAAGUAGUCACGUUGUUGGAGGAUCCGUUUGUCAUGGUGGCAGAGAAUAUUCUCGGACAGCCCAAGAGAUAUAAGGGCUUCUCAAUUGAUGUGCUGGACGCCUUGGCCAAGAUCCUCGGAUUCAAGUACGAUCUCUACCAGGUAGCAGACAGCAAAUACGGUUCUCAGCUGUCCAAUGGCUCUUGGAAUGGAAUGAUCGGGGAGCUCAUCAACAAGGCAACAGAUCUGGCAGUGUCCGCCAUCACCAUCACACCAGAGCGAGAGAACGUGGUGGACUUCAGCAAGCGCUACAUGGACUACUCUGUGGGGAUCCUAUACCGCAAACCCGAGGAAAAGAUUAACAUCUUUUCACUGUUCGCUCCGUUCGACUUGGCUGUGUGGGCCUGUAUCGCAGCUGCCAUCCCUGUGGUGGGCGUUUUGAUCUUCCUGCUCACACGGAUGCAGAUGCUCCGAUCCCAGAAUCCACCAGGAACCCAUCCAGCUUCGACCAUGUCUAACUCGCUGCACAGUGCCAUAUGGAUUGUCUAUGGGGCCUUUGUACAACAAGGUGGCGAUUCAAUGGUGGGGUCUGUGGCAUUGAGGAUCGUCAUGGGCAGUUGGUGGUUGUUUACAUUGAUUGUGUGUUCGUCUUACACCGCAAACCUGGCUGCGUUCCUAACCGUGUCCCGCAUGGACAACACUAUAAGAACGUUUCAGGAUCUUGCGAGGCAGAUGGACUAUUCCUACGGCACUGUCAGGGACUCGGCGGUGUAUGAUUACUUCAGAGCCAAGGGCACAAAUCCACUGGAGCAGGACAGCACAUAUGCGGAGCUUUGGAGGACCAUCAACAAAAACAACGGACAGGACUUUUCCGUGUCCAGCCCCUCUGAAGGCAUACGCAAGGCCAAAAAAGGGCCAUAUGCAUUCCUAUGGGAUAUGGCAGUGGUGGAGUAUGCAGCGCUGACAGAUGACGACUGUACCAUCACUGUAUCCGGCAACAGUAUGAGCAGCAAAGGCUACGGCAUCGCCAUGCAACACGGGAGUCCGUACAGAGACCUUAUCUCACAAAAGAUUCUGGAGCUGCAAGAGAAAGGAGAUCUGGAUGUGUUAAAGCAGAAGUGGUGGCCUCGGACGGGCCGCUGCGACCUCGACAGCCACAGUAACGCCCAGCCGGACGGCCGCUCCCUCAAACUUCACAGCUUCGCUGGCGUCUUCUGCAUCCUCGCCGCGGGGCUCCUGCUGGCCUGUCUGGUGGCCGCGCUGGAGAUGUGGUGGAACAGCAACCGCUGCCGGCAAGAGCAGCCGAAAGAGGACAAGGAGGUGAACCUGGAGCAGGUGCAUCGGCGUAUGAACAGUCUUAUGGACGAGGACAUGGCGCACAAGCAGAUUCCCGCACCAUCUAUCGAGAUCUCUGCCCUGGACAUCGGCAGCAUGCCACCCAGCCAGCAGCGGGAAGCUGUGUGCGAUUACCCAGGCACGGGCCUGUCUGUGAGCACCUUCCUGUCGGAGCAGGCUCGUGGGGUGGGCCGAACGCUGGCCCCUGGCAGGACCCUGACCCUCCCUCUCAGCAGUUCCACCAUGCCCUCCAUCCAAUGCAAACACAGGGCUCCGAACGGGGGGCUGUUCCGACAGAGCCCCAGCAAGACGCCCAUGCCAAUGUCCUACCAGUCAGUACAAGGAGGACCCAUCCCCGAAGCUAUUGAGCCCACUCAUAGUACAUCCAUCUAAGGUUGGCUUGAUCAUGGGACACCUCGUACUUGCUUUUCAAAGGAAGACAAGAAGGCGAAGGUGUGGGUGUCAGGGCUCGGAACUGAAAAUGUGUAAAAAGAGUUUAAAAAAGAUAGUACGUGGAGAUUUUUAUUACGGAAAAAAAAAAUUGAAAAAUCAUUUUUCUUGUAUAUAUUUGUAAAUACUGAAAGAGCAAAGUAAGUAAAUUGUAUUUUGAAUAUUCUCAAUUUUUGAAGUUGAGUUACAAACACAAAUUAAAAACAAAAAAGGACAUAGAAAAAUAAUUAAAAAAUGACUGUUUGAAUGGCUUUGUGAAUUUUGUUCUCUAUUAUGAGUAAAGACUCCAAUUCAUUGUGAUUGUUUUCUAAGUGCCGAAAUAAAAGAUGUCUCUCCACAUUUUCUUACUAGAUUAUCAUACAUGAUUGUAGGACCCCAAAAGCAGAGCGUUCGUAAUUAUGCACCCCUUUUACACUCAGAAACAUUAAUUUAUUCUCCAGUACCUGCAAACAGUGUGGCUAUUUCAAUGCUGAUUCAUUUCCUGUAGUGGUUGACUAAGAUGGGUUUUUCAGUGGCCGAUACUGAUAUCUAGAGAACAGGAUGGCCAAUAUAAAUGCUGAUAUACAUAAUACAAUUACUUGUUUUAUAACAUAUAUAGUAAAAUUUGCUCAAACUUAAUUGUAAAAUUGCCAAAUACUUGAUGAUAUUUUGGUAAGUCACUAGUUUUCUGAUUUCUGUGUUUGUAUCGAUUUGUUUAUGGUGACAGACAAACGAAACCAUCUCAAUCGAAGCAACAACACAGAAACAACUGUUUGAUCAUUAUGGUUUUGUAUCUGGUGACACCAUCUAUUCAUGAGCACAACCCACCAUACAAGUAUACUGUAACUUUAAUUUGUUGCAUAUCAAACAGGCGGAUGAAUCGAUACCGUUUGUGAAAGAGCUGUAAAUGUACAGUUAUUGUUUUUUAUUUAUUUUUAUUUUUUGCCUUUUUUGUUGUUUUACUGUAGUGCACUUCACACUGAUAACAUAGACAAUAAAAAACUUGUACAUUAAAUGAUUUUCAUAAUAUACAUGUUGUGAUAUCUUUUUUUCUAAUGAAAAUACGUGAUUGGUGUAAAAUAGUAUGUAUAAUAUUGGUAUGCCCACCACUGGAUUAACACCACAUGCUGACAAUUCUAAAUACUCCAAACACACCUAUAGAACCUUUUUUUACUGUCAACUAAGCUUUUGUUUUUUCUUACUUCAUAUUGAUUUUAACAUUUUUAUAAGGAGGUUCGGAUGAAUUCUGAAUAUCAAUUGCAUGGUGACUUAAACCAGAAUUACCUUAUACAUUAACCUGUGCGCAAUACCCUGUUUCCGACAUUCCUCAAAUCACACAGAAAAGGACAUUUGUCAGUGUGGAGCACAUCAACUAGUUUCUGAGGAGAUUUCACCCUGCACAUGCUUGUCAUUCACUACUCUACAUUAGGUUGUAUCCUUUAUAUUAUGUACAAGUAGUUACUAAUGUGAACCAAAGUGAUAUAUUAUACUGUGUAACACAACCUGUGGCUUGAGAUGCCAACAGCAGUGGUAAGGAUGUCCUGCGUCAUUUGUAGGAUUAUGUGUGUUCACUGCCUUACGCUUGUGCGCCUUUUGAGUUCAGAGAAUUACCUCCAAUAUCUCAUGAAAUAUAAUGGUAUCAUAGCAUAGUCUGUGUCAUGACAU
Xyrauchen texanus (razorback sucker) is the source of this 4972-nucleotide messenger RNA. It is a transcript of the gene grid1b, whose product is annotated as glutamate receptor, ionotropic, delta 1b. NCBI's taxonomy places the organism in Eukaryota, Metazoa, Chordata, Actinopteri, Cypriniformes, Catostomidae. The transcript is spliced from 16 exons. Gene Ontology annotation, molecular function: glutamate-gated receptor activity; transmitter-gated monoatomic ion channel activity involved in regulation of postsynaptic membrane potential. Gene Ontology annotation, cellular component: postsynaptic membrane; plasma membrane. Gene Ontology annotation, biological process: synaptic transmission, glutamatergic; monoatomic ion transport; modulation of chemical synaptic transmission. The coding region runs from base 245 to 3271 and encodes 1008 amino acids. The record is from RefSeq and is a predicted model, not a curated record.